UAAUAUGGGCAUUCACGCCUCGGUUCCCCAGAAGGAAAAUUGCCAGAGGCAGCAGCCCCUUAGUACCGAGAGCUCUUGAGCGAUCUGCCCAGGAGGGGGGUGAAGAAACCCGGCUGCAGCAUCAGUCCAGGUGGGGUCUGCUGAGCUCAAUCAUCAGUUCCCGGCUUUCAUCCCGGCUCCCCGAAGGCACGUCCUCCUGCUUCCACCGAGUUCCCCUACCCCGGACUUUCGUAUUUUGCCUCUGAUAGUGGGCGCCUCGCGGGCGGAGGCCCGGCGCCUGCUCUGCCACCCGCGCUGCCUUUAGCGGUCGCUUCCGCCGCCGCUGCCAGGGACGUGCUGGGAAAACCGAAGCCCCGGGAGAAGAUGCCGGCCAUCCUGGUCGCCUCCAAAAUGAAGUCGGGACUGCCCAAACCGGUGCACAGCGCUGCGCCCAUCCUGCACGUGCCCCCGGCCCGGGCCGGCCCCCAGCCCUGCUACCUCAAGUUGGGAAGCAAGGUAGAGGUGAGCAAGACCUCCUACCCGAGCCAGAUCCCCCUGAAAUCUCAGGGGCUGGAGCCCGCGGGGGAGGGGCUCCCUCUGCGGAAGAGCGGCUCGGUGGAAAACGGGUUCGAUACCCAGAUCUACACGGACUGGGCCAAUCAUUAUCUAGCCAAAUCAGGCCACAAACGUCUCAUCAAAGAUCUCCAACAAGAUGUGACAGAUGGCGUCCUCCUGGCUCAGAUCAUCCAGGUUGUGGCAAAUGAAAAGAUUGACGACAUCAAUGGCUGUCCGAAGAACAGAUCACAAAUGAUUGAAAAUAUAGAUGCCUGCUUGAACUUCCUGGCAGCUAAGGGAAUAAACAUCCAGGGGCUGUCUGCAGAAGAAAUCAGGAAUGGAAAUCUCAAGGCCAUUCUAGGCCUCUUCUUCAGCCUCUCCCGGUAUAAGCAACAGCAACAGCAACCCCAGAAACAGCACCUCUCCUCGCCGCUGCCUCCUGUCGGGUCCCAGCCAGCUAGCACCCCCUCCCAGGGCCAGCCUGGCACGCCUCAGCAACAGGUGCCAGCCAUUCCCCAAGCUCCGUGCCAGCCCCUCCAGCUGCACCAACCAGCUCCUCAUCAGCAGUCAAAAGCACAAGCUGAGAUGCAGUCCAGACUUCCAGGUCCUACCGUGAGAGUAUCCGCUGCAGGCAGCGAGGCCAAAUCACGUUGUGGAACAGCCACUGCUAACAACCGACGCAGCCAGAGCUUUAACAACUAUGACAAGGCCAAACCAGUUACCUCCCCACCCCCACCGCCAAGCAGCCAUGAGAAAGAGCCAUUGGAAAGCCCAGCCUCCUCCCACUCAGGAAUGAGUGAGAAUGCACCUGCUGCUUCAGACAGCAGCAGCAACGCCAGCCCCGCUAACUGCAGCACCUCCUCAGCCAUCCCGCAGCCCGGCACGACGUCCAAGCCCUGGCGCAGCAAGUCCCUCAGCGUGAAGCACAGUGCCACGUCAUCGAUGCUCGCAGUGAAGCAGCCCACACCCGAGACCACCAGGCCCACCCCCGAAACCAUCAAGCCUGUCCCUAACAAUCAGAAGUCCAUGCUGGAAAAGUUAAAACUCUUCAACAGUAAAGGGGGCUCCAAGGCAGUCGAGGGCCCAGGGUCCCGGGACACGAGCUGUGAGCGGUUGGAGAUCCUUCCCAGCUUUGAAGAGAACGAGGAGAUGGAGGCUGCCAGCCGCACCCUCUCCAACGCAGGUCCCGCGUCCAACAGCCCCAAGAUCGCACUCAAGGGCAUUGCCCAGAGGACUUUCAGCCGGGCGCUGACCACCAAGAAAAGUUCCCCCAAAGGCACCGAGAAGGAGAAAGAGAAACAACAGCGGGAGAAGGACAAGGAGAAAAGCAAGGACUUCACCAAGAGAGCUUCGGUGACAGAGAGGCCAGAAGUCAGAGAGGAACUGAAGGAAGAUCCCAUUGGAACAGCAGGGACCGAGAUGCCAAAAAAGUCCUCCAAGAUCGCCAGCUUCAUCCCUAAAGGGGGGAAGCUCAGCAGUGCCAAGAAGGAGACCCCAGCUCCUUCCCACAGUGGAAUACCAAAACCAGGUAUAAAGAGCAUGGCCGGGAAAUCCCCAAGUGCCCCUACACCUUCCAAGGAAGGGGAGCGGAGUCGGAGUGGGAAGCCAAGCUCUGGGCUGUCCCAGCAGAAGCCCCAGCUGGAUGGUAGACAUUCCAGUUCCUCCUCCAGCUUGGCUUCCUCAGAAGGAAAAGGCCCAGCAGGGACCACACUGAACCACAGCAUCAGCAGCCAGACCGUCAGUGGAUCUGUGGGGACCACCCAGACCACAGGAAGCAAUACUGUCAGUGUCCAGCUACCUCAGCCCCAGCAGCAAUACAAUCAUCCCAACACUGCCACAGUGGCGCCUUUCCUAUACAGGUCCCAGACAGACACUGAAGGGAAUGUCACUGCCGAAUCCAGCUCAGCCAGCAUGAGCAUGGAGCCCAGCCACUACACCAAGAGUGGACAGCCUGCCUUGGAAGAGCUCACUGGAGAAGAUCCGGAGGCCCGGCGACUUCGGACAGUGAAGAACAUCGCUGAUCUGCGGCAGAACUUGGAGGAGACGAUGUCCAGUUUACGGGGAACUCAGGUUACACACAGCACAUUGGAAACCACCUUCGACACCAAUGUCACCACGGAAAUCAGUGGACGCAGUAUCCUCAGCUUGACUGGAAGGCCUACUCCCCUUGCCUGGAGACUAGGCCAGUCCAGCCCCCGGCUCCAAGCGGGGGAUGCUCCCUCUAUGGGCAAUGGGUACCCACCUCGAGCCAAUGCCAGCCGGUUCAUCAACAGCGAGUCGGGCCGUUAUGUGUACUCUGCCCCUCUGAGAAGACAGCUGGCCACCAGGGGCAGCAGCGUCUGCCAUGUGGACGUCUCAGACAAGGCAGGAGAGGAGAUGGAACUUGAAGGUAUCAGCAUGGACGCCCCCGGUUACAUGAGUGACGGGGACGUUCUGAGCAAGAACAUCCGGACUGAUGACAUUACCAGUGGGUAUAUGACGGAUGGUGGACUUGGCCUCUACACCCGGCGCCUGAACCGGCUCCCUGAUGGCAUGGCUGUGGUGCGAGAAACUCUACAACGUAAUACCUCCCUGGGCCUUGGAGAUGCUGACAGCUGGGAUGACAGCAGCUCCGUCAGCAGCGGGAUCAGCGACACUAUAGACAACCUCAGCACUGAUGACAUCAACACCAGCUCCUCCAUCAGUUCCUAUGCCAACACACCUGCCUCAUCCCGCAAAAACUUGGAUGUACAGACUGAUGCUGAGAAGCACUCACAGGUGGAGAGGAACUCCCUGUGGUCUGGUGAUGACAUCAAGAAAUCAGAUGGUGGGUCAGACAGCGGCAUAAAGAUGGAGCCAGGUUCCAAGUGGAGGCGGAAUCCCUCUGACGUGUCUGAUGAAUCUGACAAAAGCACGUCGGGCAGGAAGAACACUGUCAUCUCCCAGACAGGCUCAUGGCGGCGGGGCAUGACAGCUCAGGUGGGCAUCACCAUGCCGAGGACGAAGCCAGCUGCCCCAGCAGGCUCCUUGAAGACCCCGGGAACUGGAAAAACAGAUGAUGCAAAAGUGUCUGAGAAAGGAAGGCUUUCUCCCAAAGCCUCACAGGUGAAGCGCUCCCCAUCUGACGCAGGUCGUAGCAGUGGUGAUGAAUCCAAAAAGCCUCUCCCCAGCAACUCCAGGACAUCCACUGCCAAUACCAACAGCUUCGGGUUCAAGAAGCAGGGCGGCUCAGCUGCUGGUCUGGCCAUGAUCACAACCAGCGGGGCCACUGUCACUAGCAGGUCAGCUACGCUGGGCAAGAUCCCAAAGUCGUCUGCACUUGUGGGUCGGUCUACUGGUCGGAAGACGAGCGUGGACGGGGCUCAGAAUCAGGACGAUGGGUACCUGUCUCUCAGCUCUCGGACAAACUUGCAGUAUAGAAGUUUGCCGCGGCCCAGUAAAUCCAACAGUCGGAAUGGAGCUGGGAACAGGUCUAGUACCAGCAGCAUAGAUUCCAACAUCAGCACUAAGUCAGCAGGUCUACCAGUACCCAAGCUAAGGGAGCCUUCCAAAACAGCUCUGGGCAGCUCUCUGCCAGGUCUGGUCAACCAGACUGAUAAGGAGAAAGGCAUCUCAUCAGACAAUGAAAGCGUGGCGUCCUGUAAUUCAGUGAAAGUGAACCCGGCAGCCCAGCCUGUGUCCAGUGCAGCUCAGGCCUCUCUCCAGCCUGGGGCUAAGUACCCAGAUGUGGCCUCUCCCACGCUCCGCAGACUCUUUGGUGGGAAGCCUACCAAGCAAGUGCCCAUUGCCACAGCUGAAAACAUGAAGAAUUCAGUGGUCAUCUCCAACCCUCAUGCUACCAUGACCCAGCAAGGUAACUUAGACUCCCCAUCAGGCAGCGGCGUCCUGAGCAGCGGGAGCAGCAGUCCUCUCUACAGUAAGAAUGUGGACCUCAACCAGUCUCCUCUAGCCUCCAGCCCUAGCUCAGCCCACUCGGGCCCCUCCAACAGCCUCACCUGGGGCACCAACGCCAGCAGCUCCUCAGCAGUUAGCAAGGACGGCCUGGGCUUCCAGUCGGUGAGCAGUCUCCACACCAGCUGUGAGUCCAUUGACAUCUCUCUCAGCAGUGGAGGGGGACUGAGUCACAACUCCUCCACUGGCCUGACCGCCUCCUCCAAGGACGACUCUCUGACACCCUUUGUCAGAACCAGCAGUGUGAAGACCACACUGUCAGAAAGCCCUCUCUCUUCCCCUGCCGCUAGCCCUAAGUUCUGCAGAAGUACUCUGCCCAGGAAACAGGACAGUGACCCGCACCUUGAUAGGAACACUUUGCCUAAGAAAGGACUCAGGUAUACUCCCACCUCCCAGCUCCGCACACAAGAAGACGCAAAAGAAUGGUUACGGUCCCAUUCUGCAGGAGGUUUGCAGGACACGGCUGCCAAUUCUCCCUUUUCCUCUGGCUCCAGUGUAACUUCCCCCUCCGGGACAAGGUUCAACUUUUCCCAGCUUGCGAGUCCCACCACAGUCACCCAGAUGAGUUUAUCCAACCCCACCAUGCUGAGGACCCAUAGUCUCUCCAAUGCCGAUGGACAAUAUGACCCGUACACUGACAGCCGCUUCCGGAACAGCUCAAUGUCCCUGGAUGAGAAGAGCAGAACCAUGAGCCGUUCUGGCUCAUUCCGGGAUGGGUUUGAAGAAGUUCAUGGGUCUUCACUCUCCUUGGUCUCCAGCACAUCAUCGAUUUAUUCCACUCCGGAAGAAAAAUGCCAGUCAGAGAUUCGCAAACUGCGGCGGGAGCUAGAUGCCUCCCAAGAAAAGGUUUCAGCUUUGACCACCCAGCUGACUGCAAAUGCUCACCUUGUGGCAGCCUUUGAACAGAGUCUUGGAAACAUGACAAUCAGACUCCAGAGUUUGACCAUGACAGCUGAGCAAAAGGAUUCAGAAUUGAAUGAGUUAAGAAAAACCAUUGAACUGCUUAAGAAACAGAAUGCAGCUGCCCAGGCUGCCAUUAAUGGAGUAAUUAACACACCGGAGCUCAACUGCAAAGGAAAUAGUACUUCCCAGGCUGCAGACCUCCGCAUCCGCAGGCAGCACUCUUCCGACAGCGUCUCCAGCAUUAACAGCGCCACUAGCCACUCCAGUGUGGGCAGCAACAUAGAGAGUGAUUCAAAGAAAAAGAAGAGAAAAAACUGGGUCAAUGAGUUACGCAGCUCCUUCAAGCAAGCUUUUGGAAAGAAGAAAUCUCCAAAGUCCGCGUCCUCUCAUUCAGACAUUGAGGAGAUGACAGAUUCUUCUUUGCCUUCUUCACCAAAGUUACCGCAUAACGGUUCCACGGGUUCCACUCCACUGCUGAGAAAUUCUCACUCCAACUCUCUUAUCUCCGAGUGCAUGGACAGUGAAGCAGAGACCGUCAUGCAGCUGCGAAAUGAGCUGAGAGACAAGGAGAUGAAGCUCACAGACAUCCGCCUGGAAGCCCUCAGCUCUGCUCACCAGCUUGACCAGCUCCGGGAGGCCAUGAACAGGAUGCAGAGUGAAAUAGAGAAGCUGAAAGCUGAGAAUGACCGGCUGAAGUCAGAGUCUCAAGGCAGCGGCUGCAGUCGGGCUCCCUCCCAGGUGUCCAUCUCUGCCUCCCCUAGGCAGUCCCUGGGCCUCUCCCAGCACAGCCUCAACCUCACGGAGUCAACCAGCUUGGACAUGUUGCUGGAUGACACUGGUGAAUGCCCGGCUCGGAAGGAAGGAGGCAGGCAUGUUAAGAUAGUUGUCAGCUUUCAGGAGCAAAUGAAGUGGAAGGAGGAUUCCAGACCACAUCUCUUUCUUAUUGGCUGCAUUGGCGUUAGUGGCAAGACGAAGUGGGAUGUACUCGAUGGGGUGGUUAGACGGCUGUUCAAAGAAUACAUCAUUCACGUUGACCCAGUGAGUCAGCUCGGGCUGAAUUCCGACAGUGUUCUCGGCUACAGCAUUGGAGACAUCAAGCGUAGCAACACUUCCGAAACACCAGAGCUACUCCCCUGUGGCUACCUGGUGGGCGAGAACACGACCAUCUCUGUUACCGUCAAAGGGCUCCCAGAAAAUAGCCUGGACUCUCUGGUGUUCGAGUCCCUGAUCCCCAAACCCAUCCUGCAGCGCUAUGUCUCCCUGCUGAUAGAGCAUCGGCGUAUAAUCCUGUCAGGCCCCAGCGGCACUGGGAAGACCUAUCUGGCCAACCGGCUGUCAGAAUACAUGGUGCUUCGAGAGGGACGGGAGUUGACGGACGGGCUCAUUGCCACCUUCAACGUGGACCAUAAGUCCAGCAAGGAAUUGCGCCAGUACCUGUCCAACCUCGCCGAUCAGUGCAACAGUGAGAACAACGCUGUGGACAUGCCUCUGGUCAUCAUCCUGGACAACCUACAUCACGUCAGCUCCCUGGGCGAGAUCUUCAAUGGGCUGCUCAACUGCAAGUACCAUAAAUGCCCUUACAUCAUUGGCACAAUGAACCAGGCUACCUCUUCUACUCCCAACCUUCAGCUUCAUCACAACUUCAGGUGGGUGCUCUGUGCCAACCACACAGAGCCCGUGAAAGGCUUUCUUGGCCGCUACUUGAGGAGGAAGCUCAUGGAAACAGAAAUCAGUGGGCGGGUGCGGAAUGCGGAGCUGGUGAAAAUCAUCGACUGGAUUCCCAAGGUCUGGCAUCACCUCAACCGCUUCCUGGAGGCUCAUAGCUCCUCAGACGUCACCAUCGGCCCUCGCCUCUUCCUUUCGUGCCCCAUCGAUGUGGAUGGCUCAAGGGUGUGGUUCACGGACUUGUGGAACUACUCAAUUAUCCCCUAUCUCCUGGAAGCUGUUAGAGAAGGACUCCAGCUCUAUGGAAGGAGAGCCCCCUGGGAGGAUCCUGCCAAGUGGGUGAUGGACACUUAUCCAUGGACAGCCAGUCCCCAGCAGCACGAGUGGCCCCCACUGCUACAGCUGCGGCCUGAAGAUGUCGGCUUUGACGGUUACUCCAUGCCUCGAGAGGGCUCAGCCAGCAAGCCAGGACCCCCCAGCGACACAGAGGGAGACCCACUGAUGAACAUGCUGAUGCGGCUGCAGGAGGCUGCCAACUACUCCAGCCCCCAGAGCUACGACAGCGACUCUAACAGCAACAGUCACCAUGACGACAUCCUCGACUCCUCCUUGGAGUCCACUCUGUGA
Chrysochloris asiatica (Cape golden mole) is the source of this 7659-nucleotide messenger RNA. It is a transcript of the gene NAV2, whose product is annotated as neuron navigator 2. Gene Ontology annotation, biological process: nervous system development; neurogenesis. The coding region runs from base 364 to 7659 and encodes 2431 amino acids. The record is from RefSeq and is a predicted model, not a curated record. Gene Ontology annotation, molecular function: protein binding; ATP hydrolysis activity; ATP binding. NCBI's taxonomy places the organism in Eukaryota, Metazoa, Chordata, Mammalia, Afrosoricida, Chrysochloridae. The transcript has 39 exons.